CGGAGACAUCCCUUCGAAAAGACGGUGGUAUGGUUGUUAGAUGCGUCGCGUGCGAUCCUUGUCGGCGGGCAAAAUUGGCCUGUGGCCAUCAACGGCCCACAUGCUCCCGAUGCCGUCACCGGGGGCAAAGUGACCUAUGUGCCUACAGAGCCCGUCCAUUCAGGAGAAGGAAUCAUAGCAACAGCAUUAAUGGAUCAGUGUGAGUCCUGCCAGCUUGACCCUCGUGGUGGUACCCAAUGCCUUCGCGCUAAAUUUCAUUUGUUUAGAGAGGCAGCACCGUCACGAAGUAUGGCUAGGUCACCGCCAGUCAAUUCACCAGACGAAGAAGAUUCAACCACUUCAUCACUACCGCGUCAUUAUCCGAACCCUGGUUAUCUUGGAAUGUCAAGUCAUUCCACUAUAUUCAAUCAAGUCUUUUCAUCUACGACGCCGCAUGUCGCGGCACCUCAGCAUGAUGUGCAGCCACCUGCUCAACCUAUUUCGCCCGCUCUAAAUGAUUCCAUCCAGGAUUUGGCCAUUUCAGAAAAGGGUUUGUUCGCGUUAAGUCGCUUGGAUCAACUGGACAUACCUAAACUUGCAUCUUUGGUGCGAUCUUGGCUCGAGAGGGGCGUCAGUCUCCCAUUGGCUGGGCCAUUUGUCCCCCAAUGCUUAAAGGCAGUCACAACUUGGAGUAACCAUCCAAAGCCUUCCUGUAAUAGUUCAGAUUACAAAAUUGAUACCCGUCACCGGGUCAGAGUUCUCUUGGAGAGCACCCAGAAGCCCAUUGUCGUACGGCAGGACUCAAGCUUUGAGUUAUUUCUGAGUCAAAUGCUCGGAGAAAAUUUACGAUUGGAGGCCCUCGGCAUUUUCCUUGCAGCUGCAGCCCGAGCCACGUUGGACACUUGCUCUUUUCCGUCGCUGUUCGUAACAGAUCGGCAGCGUCGUGAGCUCAUCAAAACCAUAUCUCUUAUUGGAGACUUCUGUUUGGAAACCUGUCUUGCACUCGAUUGCUUGAAUGAUCUGCAACUUGUUUUGCAGUACGAAAAUUUUAUAGUGCACUCCCAAGUCGACGGAGAUCAGAGUCAGUCGCUCCACGGCUACCACUCUUGGCGAAGGAUGGGAGAUGUUGCGAGCUCUCUUUUUGCCUUGGGUUACCAUGAGAAAAUUGGUGAGGGGAUUCAUAACAUUCCCAUUUUCCUCGCCGAGUUGCGGAGGGCGUGCUUUGCCCGUAUAUAUGCUGCUGAUAAAAGUUUGGCAAUAUUUCUUGGACGACCGCCACGAAUUGUCAAGGAAUACUGUUUCUUCCAGCUCCCGACUCACCCAGGGGUACGAAAUGACGAAUACACCGCGAGGUUUGAUAAUGAUACUCAAUCAAACCUUUUGGAAGUCAACUGGUGGAUCAGCGGCGGAAAUCAAGACAACCCCGAACCUAUCAAUUACACUGCAGACACCCGUUGCUCGGCCUUGUUUGCGUCACUGAAGGAGGAAGUAUUGUUAAUGUUUCGUAAACGCCACCUCAAUGAAACAGAAAGGAUAAGUGGACUUCGAUUACGUGUUGUCCAACAAUGGCAGGAGUUGCCAGCUCACUUUCGUCUCGCCACUAGUCUAAAAGAUUGCAAUUUGAGCCCGUUCGAGCGGGACUUUCUUGCUGGGACUAGGCUCGAUUAUCUGCACAUUCUCCUUUUACUCGGGCUGGUCUCACAAAAGAGAGCAUCAGAACUAGACCCGUCUCUUUUAGAGGUUGCAAGCGAGAUGCUUUCUAUAACAGUGGAAGUAAUCAUUCUCCGUGAUCGUUUGGUGAAUUCUGGAACAUCCCUGAUCUGGAAGGUUGCACAGUACGGGCUUCCUGCGGCAGGAAUCGUUUCACUGGCCCUUUUGCAUCCUAUAAGCGCGGAUUGUAGGCCAUUUCCACGGUCAAAGAUGUUACAAGACUUAAGCACGCUUGUUGCCGAGAUCUCAAUAGGGGCAUGGAUCCAAGCUGGGGAGCCAAAUUUUGCGCUUUUUACUCGCGCUACUCAAACGAUUCGGAGUUUGCUGGAUUCUCUGACUGCAUGGAAACCACAUACCGAGCUCUGCAGUUCACAUCAGACCGAGAACACUGAUCUCACGGAAGACUGGAAUGCGUUCAUUGACUCACAGCCUUGGGAAUUCGAGAUGGAUUUCUGGGCUAAUUUGGCAGAACAUCCAACUUUAAUUGGUUGA
Messenger RNA from Penicillium samsonianum, 2181 nucleotides. RefSeq names its product fungal specific transcription factor domain-containing protein. Gene Ontology annotation, cellular component: nucleus. Lineage: Eukaryota; Fungi; Ascomycota; Eurotiomycetes; Eurotiales; Aspergillaceae. The transcript has 4 exons. The annotation marks the transcript as partial. The record is from RefSeq and is a predicted model, not a curated record.